CUUGACCUUUGCUAUGAGGUUAUCCUCGCUUUUCCCUCAGCAGUAAAACGCGAAUUUAAAGGAGCUGCUGUUAAUACCUGCGCCAGUAACCAUGGAAUCUAAGUCACCGGACGAGCGAAUGUGCUGUAAAUCGUUCAAAGCGUCUCAAAGUACCGUGUUGUACUAGGUUAUACACUUUGUGCUUGUAACAACCGUGACAUUACCGACAUUAUUUUACAUUUUCCAGCCGGAUCAUCCUCCACACACGAAACACAAUGGAUCUUCCGCUCCAAUGCAACUCGCCCCUACUCCCCGAUAACGAAACCGGUCUCUGUCGACCGCCGUGCGCCUGGACUACACAGUCUCCUUUGACGCAGAAGGCGUACUUUGUUGUGAUAGUGGUUGGCUUGUGGCUGGCACUUAUUGCGACAAUUAUAACGUUCAUCACUUGGGCCAGUAUCAAAAAUCUCCGAAAGUUUCCUCAUGUUCUGCGAUUUCAUAUCAUGGUCUGUUGUGUUAUACUCGGAAACUGCAAAAUGCUUCCCAUACACAUGAGGCCUGAAAAGACUUUCUGCCGCGGUCAGCUUUUUUGGGAGCCCACUGGUCACUCUUCUUUAGCCACUGUAAUUCAAGGUGCGAUGACUCACUAUUUUGGUCUGGCUCAUUCACUCUGGGCCAUGUGUUUCAUAACAAACACUUACGCUGUGAUCGUUCGCGACAAUAGAGCCGUCUUCAAACAUCCAAUCAAAAUUCACCUCAUACAGUCUCUAUUGUGCUGGCUGGUGCCCGCAGUUAUUGUGACCUGCUGCCUCUAUAUUUCUCCACCUGGAUACAAUUUCCUCUUUAUUGAUCUAAUGGCUGCUGGUGCCGGAAGCGUACGAAUGGCAUACUUUGCUGUCACGUUACCCAUGCAAGUCUCGCUGGGUGUGUCCCUGUGCUUACUUUGGAGUAUUGUGUGGCAUCUCAGAAAGGCUCGCUUGGACUCUAGAAAGCGUGUUAUCCGUGCCAGAGAAGAAAGAAUUUCCAUGCGAAGAGUUGAGCGCCAGUUCCUGAGCAUGGCAGUAGUAAUCACGGUAGUUGUGGGCGUGGUAAUGUCAGUGAACACGGUGACGCUCUAUCGCGUGAGGGGUUUUAUUCAUGAUGCUGAAGUUUACUUCGAUUGUUUACUGGUCUCUAAGGACUGCAAACCUCCCUCCUGUAACACGGUGCUAUCUCUGAUAAACGUGGUAGCCCCUGCCUUCGCUUGCCUCGCAUUUUUCUUCCUUCUCCUGAUGAAUAAAGAUUGUCGCAACAUCUGGAAAGGCUGCUUCCGAAGAAUCACAAAGCUUUUUGAGUUUUGUAAACCACCCCCACUAAAACUCCGCGCUGAUACAGACCGCUCAAGAUGUUCCUCAACACUCACCGUGCUCUCCGUUGACCGCAGGGAUUCGGAAUUAUUCUUUCGACAGUCUUUCGCGUUACCAGGAUAUAUCCCAGGACUGGAUCCUCAGCAAACCCGGCAAAGAGCGUCCAGUUUAACUUUCCCUGUCAACAAACAAAUAAUAACUGUCUCAGAUUUAGAUAUCCAAAUUAAAGUUACUCCGCCAUCAGAUGCAGAUGCAGAAUUGCGACCUAGGUGCAAUUCUGUCCCUGUAUUUCUGCUGCAAGAUUUAGAUUCACGGAGAAGCUGUAAUAAAACUGCUACUCUUUCAUCCGUUGAAUCACUCUCUAGUGACCCUAGUGAGAUAUCGGCCGCUAACAGUGAAACACCGUUAGAAACUGGGGAGAGUUUUAUCCAGGAAAUAUAUUCUUCGAAAUUAUAAUAAACGGAACGACAAAACUCUUUUAUUCCAAAUUUCAGCCGACGAGAGGUUAAACUGCAAUAGGAGACAGAAUGUUGGGACAGACCUUUACUCUACUCAGUUUUCCUUUGUUUUGCUUUUCUUUUCUUUACUAAAGCUCGCCAUUGAAUCAGAGGAAUUCCUACUUGAAGCUCAAAUACUACCACCAGUCAUAUUGGAAAAAAUUAUCAGUGUCGGCUUGACAAAGAGUCAAAAAAAUACUAAACCGUAUACAUUUCAAAGCGGUUAUAGGUAAAAGAGCAAGAAGGGUAUCCGUUAAUUAUAUUUUCUUGAGAGCGUUUUAACUUCAUGUUUCGACUACCUCUGUCGCCAGUUGCAGCAGACCUCGAAUGAAAAGAUAGAUAAAUCGAUUUCUUCUCCCCAGAAAUCGAUUUCGCGGUGCAAUGUCUAUAAAACAUGUGCAUAGAUUAUACAGCAUUCAGUCAACUGAUUGAUGUACAUAACUGAAUGUAUAAUUUAUAAUUUUUUCAAUAUACUGUGGCAAUUUUCA
This is a messenger RNA of Stylophora pistillata, 2310 nucleotides long. RefSeq lists its product as uncharacterized. Lineage: Eukaryota; Metazoa; Cnidaria; Anthozoa; Scleractinia; Pocilloporidae. The record is from RefSeq and is a predicted model, not a curated record.